Messenger RNA from Phoenix dactylifera (date palm), 1890 nucleotides. RefSeq names its product cytokinin dehydrogenase 6-like. Gene Ontology annotation, molecular function: cytokinin dehydrogenase activity; FAD binding. Lineage: Eukaryota; Viridiplantae; Streptophyta; Magnoliopsida; Arecales; Arecaceae. The record is from RefSeq and is a predicted model, not a curated record. Gene Ontology annotation, biological process: cytokinin metabolic process.
UUCAAUCACCAUUCUUACCACCCCCCUCUCCUUUAUAGCCAGUUAGUGAAAUGGCCUGGCUAAGGACCGGCUCCAUCUCAUCCUUCCUUAUAGUCAUCUUCCUCGUAAUUACUAGCCUCAUGUCCAUAGUCAGCCAAAUCGGGCCCUGGCCUGGGGCCCUGCCCCAAGACCUUGUUGCCAUCGACCUCGCCGCGAAGCUCCGUCUGGACUCCCAUGCUACUGCUCUAGUCUCUACCGACUUCGGCGGCCUCACCCAGGUCGCCCCCGCCGCUGUUUUCUACCCGUCGUCGCCCCACGACAUUGCCGUCCUGGUGCAAUUCUCCUACUCCUCGUCCCGGCCCUUCACGGUAGCCCCCCGAGGCCACGGCCACUCCAUCAGGGGCCAGGCCUUUGCUCCUGAUGGAGUGGUCAUAGACAUGCCAUCGCUCGGCCGCGGACGCGCCGAUCGGAUCAUCGUGCACUCGGAUGACUCCUCAUUUCGGUACGUCGAUGCCGGCGGCGAGCAGCUAUGGAUCGACGUGCUGCAUGCAGCGUUGGAACACGGGCUUUCGCCGCCCUCAUGGACCGAUUACCUCUACUUGACCGUCGGCGGCACCCUCUCUAAUGCCGGCGUGAGCGGCCAGGCUUUCCGACACGGCCCGCAGAUCUCCAAUGUAUAUGAAUUGGACGUCAUCACCGGGAAGGGGGAGAUGGUCACAUGUUCCAGGGACUACAACUCGGAGCUCUUCUACGCCGUGUUAGGAGGGCUGGGCCAGUUCGGGAUCAUCACCCGGGCUCGGAUCGCCUUGGAGCCCGCGCCCCAGAGGGUGCGCUGGGUUCGGUUGAUAUACGAUGAUUUCGGGGCGUUCACGAGGGACCAGGAGCGCCUCAUAGCGAUAUCUGCAUCCUGGGAGAGCAAGAAGAAAGGAGGGGGUUUCGACUACGUGGAGGGAUCGGUUCUGGCGGCGGAUGGAAGUCCUAUCGGGAGCUGGAGGUCGUCUUCCUUCGCGGGGUGGGACGCCGAGAGGAUCGCCAGGCUCGGAGCGCAGCACGGCGUCAUCUACUGCUUGGAAGGGGCCAUGUACUACGACUCGGUCAGGGCAUCACGUUCGUGGGUGGUGGUGGAUGAGGAGCUUGAAUUGUUGCUUGAAGAGCUAAGCUUUGUCCCAGGGUUUGCGUUCACAAACGAUGUCUCCUAUGAGCGAUUUCUAGAUAGAGUUCAUGAUGGGGAGUUGAAACUCCGUUCGAUGGGCCUCUGGGAUGUUCCUCACCCAUGGCUUAAUAUAUUUUUACCCAAGUCUGGAAUACAGGAUUUUAAUAGUGGAGUCUUCAAGAAGAUACUGAAGCACAACGAGUCAACGGGCCCAAUUCUGUUCUAUCCUCUGAAUAAGAACAAGUGGGACGAGAGGAUGUCGUCCGUGAUCCCUGACGAAGAGAUCUUUUAUUCCAUAGGUUUGCUAUGGUCUGCGAUAAUGGAUGAUUGGGAGUACUUGGAGAAUCUAAACAUGGAGAUCAUACAGUUCUGCGAUCAGAAAGGCAUCAAAUAUAAACAGUACUUGCCUCAUUAUUUAUCUCAGGAGGAUUGGAUGAAGCACUUCGGUCCCAGAUGGGACAAGUUCGUCGAGAUGAAGAGGAAGUAUGAUCCUAAAGCACUCUUAUCUCCAGGGCAGAAAAUAUUUACAACCUCGCUCGUGGACCAUGCCACCAAUUAGCAGUGUCGUGGCAGAUUAGUUAAUCCAAAUCAAGGCUUCAUAUAUAGAAAAAAAAUUAGCCGACAUCUAUCAAUAUCUUGUACAAAUUGCUUAUGAUUUGUUAAAGCGUCUUUUAAUUAACAUUCAGUAUCUGGAGCAGAAGAGGUUCUUUAGAAAAAGAAUCAAAUCUCUAUGGAAAUUUUGUAAUUUUUCUUAGUUC